UUAGUUGGGAACCGGACCUGAAUCUAGACAUCCGUCUGAAAAGCCCGUAAAACUAGCGCUUGAUUUGAAUAACGAAAAGGUUGUGGACAUAGAGUGCGGACAGUGUUAUACACUUGUGGUGACCGAUGCGGGACAGGUGUACGGCUGGGGCUGUAGUCGCAAGUUAGGCAACGGCGACAUUGAUGGCCAGUCGCCGCCUAUUAAAGUGACGGGUCUGGAGGGCCAACACGUGACGGCCAUUGCCUGUGGUUAUCACCAUUCGGUGGCCGUUACGGACUCCGGCCGUGUGUUUGUCUGGGGGUAUAAUCAGAGCCAUCAAAUGGGUUUGGGUCACAAAACAGACCAAUUAAUACCCGUUCAAAAUCACUACUUUAAUGACAUGAAAGUGACCAAGGUGGUCGCUGGCAAUCAUCAUACUUUGCUGCUCUCAGCUGAUGGCAAUGUGUACGCGUUUGGUUUUAAUGAUUAUGCUCAAUUGGGCACAGGUGGUUUUGAUAAACACGGUACACCAUAUAACCCCCUAAUGAAGCAUGGUCCAUUUGUUGAUAUUGUUGCUCAAAAAUUCAACAAUAUUUCGGCCGCCGUUACGGCAAAUGGCGGUCACUUUGUUUGGGGUAAAUGUAGGAAACCGUUGGGCGCUCUACUCAGUCCUACGGUCGUGACGGGCGUUGACUAUAUACAUGAUAUAAUUGGAUUUCUAAUGAACGAAGAAUUUGUUCAUAACAUCCAUUCAUUCAUUAUAUACGGAGAGACGGGAAGUGAUGUGAUUGUUGUGACCAAAGAUGAUGUGGUCUUUCAUAUGAAUGUCAAUAAUAUCACACAAAUGACAGAAUUGUGUGAAUUAAGUGCAAAAGAUGUCAUCAAAAUCAGCGCCGGUUAUAAGUACUUGUGUGCACUCACUUCCGAGGGUGAAGUGUACACUUGGAUUGAUAAUCAAACAGAUCCAGUGCAGGACGUUGCAUACGCUGCUGAUAAUUAUAUCAUAAUGUUGGGAGACAGCGAUCCAUCGCCUCAUCCAAUCAAACUAUCUCUCGAUUUGAAUAAUGAAAACAUUGUUGACAUUGAAUGCGGUUUACACCACACACUGGCGCUGACCGAUGCCGGCCGUGUGUACGCCUGGGGGCAAUUAGGGAAUGGCAAUACCAUUAAUCAAUAUAAGCCUAUUAAAGUGGUCGGAGGUCUAACCGGAUGUCGCGUGAUAUCCAUUGCCUGCGGUGGAAAUCAUUCACUGGCCGUUACGGACACCGGGAGUGUGUUUGGAUGGGGUUUAAAUGGAAAUGGUCAGUUGGGUUUGGGUCACACAAUUAAACAAUCAUUGCCCGUUCGGAUUCAAUAUUUCAAUGACAUGAAAGUGACCAAGGUUGCCGCUGGAAAGUGUCAUACAAUGUUUCUAUCGAAUGAGGAUAUAGUUUCACAUAUAGAUAGCACAAUAUCAGCGGCCGUUACCGCGAAUGGAGUGUUAUAUGUUUGGGGCGAAUGUCGGCAACCAUUUGGCGAUUUACUCACACCAACCGCAAUAAAUCUCUCCAAUGAUCACCCGGUGCUCAACAGUAUGUGCGAAGCCUUCGACAAUACCAUAUCAUCUAAUUUCCAGUUUGUAAUCAACGGACAGUCCAUUCAUGUCAUCAAAGAGUAUUUGAUUAUACGCUGCAAACGUAUGGAACCAAUGAUGCGUUUGUUAAAUACUAAUCAAACCGAAGUUGUGAUUACAGACUAUUCUUAUGAGGCAUUCAAAGCAUUUCUGCGAUAUCUGUAUACCAACGAUGUGUUUGUGGCGCCGGAUAUUGCGGUCGAGUUAUUGGGUUUGGCCGACACUUACGCCGAGACAGACCUCAAGCGAAAGUGUACUCGACUUUUACGUAAUAACAUUACUGUUGAAAACGUAUCCCUUAUAUACGAGUCGGCUCUUAAACACUCGGUGUUAGAACUUCAUGAAAUUUGUUUCAAUUAUGCGGUCAAACACUUUGAAGAGGUCUCCAAAACAAAAGCUUUCAAUGAUUUGGAUAUUAAUAUUCGGAUUCAAUUUCUUUGCAAACUCACAGCAAAUGCCAGACUUUUAAACAAUAAUUGUAAACAUUAA
This is a messenger RNA of Medioppia subpectinata, 2080 nucleotides long. NCBI's taxonomy places the organism in Eukaryota, Metazoa, Arthropoda, Arachnida, Sarcoptiformes, Oppiidae. The record is from the annotation of a GenBank genome assembly.